Messenger RNA from Colletotrichum higginsianum IMI 349063, 3042 nucleotides. Its product is annotated as ATP dependent DNA ligase. The record is from RefSeq and is a predicted model, not a curated record. Gene Ontology annotation, biological process: double-strand break repair via nonhomologous end joining; nucleotide-excision repair, DNA gap filling; DNA recombination. Gene Ontology annotation, molecular function: ATP binding; DNA binding; DNA ligase (ATP) activity. The transcript is spliced from 5 exons. Gene Ontology annotation, cellular component: DNA ligase IV complex. The coding region runs from base 1 to 3042 and encodes 1013 amino acids. Lineage: Eukaryota; Fungi; Ascomycota; Sordariomycetes; Glomerellales; Glomerellaceae.
AUGCCCCUUUCUUUUGUUCUCGUAUGCGAUCUGCUAGAGGAGGCUCGUAAACACGCCACAUCCGGCAACAAGAACCUCAACCAACGCGUGUCCGACUGGUUCACCCGGCACCGCCGCCAUGUCGACGACGCUGGGACUGAUGUCUCUGCACUGCUAUCUACCCUCCUUCCGGACAAGCGCACCGAUCGAGUGUAUGCGAUCCAGACCGAUACGCUGUCUAACAUCAUCGGCCGAGCCCUGCGUCUUGGGGCGUCGCGCGUCAAAGAGUUGCGCCGAUAUAAAGAGCCCGGCCGAGGCGAGGAUCUGGCUGACUGUGUUGCGAGACUCCUCAAAGAAACACCGAACCCUAUGUUUGCCGGGAAGAAUGCGGUAACUGUUGAGGAGAUCGAUUCAGUCCUGAAUAACCUCGCCGCCUCCUGUCGAUUCAGCUCACCCGCUGUUCGAGCCUUGCCGCCUCUUUCGACCAGUCGGGACGAACUCCUCGGCAGCCUGUACUUCCGCAUGCAAGCGAGAGAAGCCAAGUGGCUCACCCGCCUGAUUCUCAAAAACUUCCAACCCGUCAUGCUUGACCCGGGACAUGUGUACUACUGCUGCGACCCCCUGCUCCCUAAUAUUUUGAGGGUCCGAGACGACUUUUCUGCAGCACUGUCUCUUCUGCAGGAUCUGAGGAGACUCAGGAGAGAACCCUCGUUUCGCAGGGGCAUGGGGGAAAAGGGGGAGGCACUGAUGAAGCACUUGACACCCGUCUUGGGCGUCAAAGUCGGCAGGCCAUUUUGGCUGAAGGGUCGUAGUAUCAAACAUUGCAUCCAACUCGGCCACGGUCGCAUGAGCUGCGAGAAGAAGAUGGACGGGGAGUACUGUCAGAUCCACGUAGAUUUGAGCAAAGGAUUCAAGUGCAUCCAGAUCUUCUCCAAGAGCGGCAAGGACAGCACCAACGACCGUGCCGCGUUGCAUGGAGCAAUCCGAGACUCUCUGAACAUUGGAAGGACCAACUGCAAACUCGCUCGUGGUUGUAUUCUGGAGGGGGAGUUGGUGGUUUACAGUGACAAGGAGCAGAAAAUCUUGCCGUUUCACAAAAUACGUAAAUACGUUACGAGGUCUGGCAGCUUCCUCCACACUGAGGCAGAUUCACAGCGCCACGAUUAUGAACACCUUAUGAUCAUCUACUUCGAUGCUCUACUCAUCGACGGAGAGUCUCUUCUGGGCGUCCGCCAAAACGAGCGCUUUGAAAGACUUACAGAUCUGAUUACCUGUCGAAAGGGCCGUGCCGCGCUGGUAGAACAUCAAAUCAUCAGCUUCGACCAUUCUCUUGGGCCACAUCAUUUGAGAAAAGCGUUUGCCAAGUCGAUCGCAGCACGAGAGGAAGGCCUGGUACUGAAGCCCGACGACCCCUAUUUCGACUUCAACAAGAACCACCGCCCACUUUCUGGUUGCCCCAUCAAGCUGAAGAAGGAGUACAUUGGCGGGUUUGGUGAUGUGGGCGACUUUGCUGUCGUUGCGGCGCGGUACGACGUGGACCAAGCAAAGUGCUACAGCAUCCCGAAUCUCCAGUGGACGCACUUCUACCUGGGGUGUCUCGAAAACAAGGAGGAUGUCCAGAGGUGUCAGGCCCAGCCUGAGUUCACGGUGGUUCACCAGGUAGAGCUCAACGAGACCCUGCUCAAGAUGGUGGUGGCAUACGGCAAUCCACUGCCAGUUCCUUUUGAGGACAAUGACGCCUUGAUCCUUAACAUUGCGCCAGGCAUUGCCCAACAAAAGAUGCCCAGCAUGGUCUUUACCGAACCUUUGGUGUUUGAUGUCCGUUGCUUCUCGUUUGACAAGGAGGGAAACACAGGCUUCUGGCAGCCAAGGUUCCCGCAGGUGUCCAAGGUGCACUUUGACCGGUCUUUUAUUGACACCAUCUCCUUCUUGGAACUCCAGUCCAUUGCCAAGGACGCAACUACAGCACCGGCUAUGGAGGACAGUCAGGAGAUGCUUGACUGGAUUGCUAGACUGGAAGGAGCCGAUCCUCGGGGAAUCCCCGUCGACGCCGCCAGUCAGUCAACGACCACAUCCUUGAUGACCCCGUCUCGGGAUUCGUCAAUCCGACCGUCGAAUUCGCCAGCUCCAUCUCCUGCACAGAGCUCACUGAAAUCCCGUAGAUCUCUUCCGGCGUUGUUGGAAGCUCCGGAGUCCGUUCUCACCACAGCCCCGACAACUACAUCAGGUACAGCCGACAUCAUGGCCGAUGCCACUGGAGACUCUCCGACCAGCGAAGCAUCACAGGUUCCCAACAAAAACAAACGGGAACCAGAGGGAAAAGACGCGUGUCCGCGCAAGCGUGCGAGGCUUCGCUCGGAGCCUGGUCCCAUCGCCCAAGGAUCCCCCCGAUCAACGCGUCAGCCUCUCGCAGACAUGAGCAUCAACCAAACGACCCCUUCUCCUCACGCCUCUCAAACCCAGCCGCCGACGGCGAAGCAGGACGAAAUGGACAACAAAGCGACGAAGCCCGUCGCUCCCGUCUCUGUCGAAUUGAGCAAGAAGUCUAUGGAAGAUGCCAUGCUAAUCCCCGAGUCGCCCGCUCCGAGCGCACCAAAGCCCUUCGCGGCAGCGCAAAAGCAUGUAUGCCAACACGCCGGCGACAACUGCCCCUUCGCCAACACCACAGUACUCCUCUCCUCCUGCAUCGCCCAACAGGCCUGGAUCACGGAAAAUCUCCUCCCCAUCCACGGCAUCCGCGAAUGGACGACAGACCCGCAAGACUGGGUCGGCGAUCCCGCCUCAUCCCGAUCAUCACCCCCGGAUCCAAACAUCCAGAAGCGCAAGCGGCGUCCCCGCAAGAUCUGCUUCGUCGAGCACAAUCGCAAAGAAGCGACCCGCGCUUUGCUGAUGCGCCUCGAGAACAGCCCGCAGUACACGCCCAGCGGCAGGCGCGAGUACGUCGAGGUCUACGACUGGCGGAUUCUGGAGGAUAUGACUGCUCUGGAGAAGGUCUUCAAGGGGUCGAAGCCCUCGGCCGAGCACCCGGACCCCAAACGAAAGUGGUGGGUUGGCUUGGCUUAG